UAUAAAGCAUGGGGCUGCACCCACUGUUCCUCUGUAGCACGGUCCUGACUCGUUCCUCCACCGUCCCUCCGGCAUAGCCAAAGACCAUUGCAGAAGGGGCACCGCAACCAAUCGACUGCAGCCAUGAACGGUACAGAGGGGCCGUUUUUCUAUGUGCCCAUGUCCAACGCCACUGGCGUUGUGAGGAAUCCCUAUGAGUAUCCGCAGUACUACUUGGUGGCACCGUGGGCGUACGCCUGCCUGGCUGCCUACAUGUUCUUCCUCAUCAUCACCGCCUUCCCCAUCAACUUCCUCACGCUGUACGUCACCAUCGAGCACAAGAAGCUGCGUACGCCCCUAAACUACAUCCUGCUGAACUUGGCUGUAGCCGACUUGUUCAUGGUCUUCGGCGGUUUCACCACCACGAUGUACACGUCGCUGCAUGGCUACUUCGUCUUCGGGCGCCUGGGCUGCAACCUGGAGGGCUUCUUCGCAACCUUCGGUGGUAUCAACUCACUUUGGUGCCUGGUCGUGCUGUCCAUUGAGAGGUGGGUGGUCGUCUGCAAGCCCAUGAGCAACUUCCGCUUCGGAGAGAACCACGCCAUCAUGGGCGUCGCAUUCACCUGGUUCAUGGCAUUGGCUUGCGUCGUCCCACCCCUCUUCGGCUGGUCCCGUUACAUCCCCGAGGGCAUGCAGUGCUCAUGCGGUAUUGACUACUACACCCGCGCCGAGGGCUUCAACAACGAGUCUUUCGUCAUCUACAUGUUCUGCGUCCACUUCCUGACCCCACUGUUCAUCAUCACUUUCUGCUACGGCCGUCUGGUCUGCACCGUCAAGGAGGCUGCCGCCCAGCAGCAGGAGUCCGAGACCACCCAGAGGGCUGAGCGUGAGGUCACCCGCAUGGUCAUCGUCAUGUUCAUCGCCUACUUGGUCUGCUGGCUGCCAUAUGCCGGCACAGCCUGGUGGCUCUUCACCCACAAGGGAGCCGAGUUUGGCCCUGUUCUCAUGACCCUCCCAGCCUUCUUUGCCAAGAGCUCCUCCAUCUACAACCCAGUCAUCUACAUCUGCCUGAACAAGCAGUUCCGCCACUGCAUGAUCACCACUCUGUGCUGCGGCAAGAACCCCUUCGAGGAAGAGGAGGGUGCCUCCACCACCGCUUCCAAGACCGAGGCCUCGUCUGUCUCCUCCAGCUCCGUGUCCCCAGCAUAA
Colossoma macropomum (tambaqui) is the source of this 1188-nucleotide messenger RNA. Its product is annotated as rhodopsin. Gene Ontology annotation, molecular function: G protein-coupled receptor activity. Lineage: Eukaryota; Metazoa; Chordata; Actinopteri; Characiformes; Serrasalmidae. Gene Ontology annotation, cellular component: membrane; photoreceptor outer segment. Bases 124 to 1188 code for a protein of 354 amino acids. Gene Ontology annotation, biological process: phototransduction; G protein-coupled receptor signaling pathway; visual perception. The record is from RefSeq and is a predicted model, not a curated record. The transcript has a single exon.